Molecule: messenger RNA, 1742 nt
Organism: Scomber japonicus (chub mackerel)
Lineage: Eukaryota; Metazoa; Chordata; Actinopteri; Scombriformes; Scombridae
Gene: slc13a5b
Product: solute carrier family 13 member 5b
Exons: 12
Coding region: 114-1742 (542 amino acids)
Biological process (GO): citrate transport; monoatomic anion transmembrane transport
Cellular component (GO): membrane
Molecular function (GO): sodium:dicarboxylate symporter activity; succinate transmembrane transporter activity; citrate transmembrane transporter activity
Source: RefSeq, a predicted model, not a curated record
AUCUGCGCUCUGUUAAAAAUGAGCUUAUCCUCUUCUCGUCUCCGCUUCUCCUUCUUCCAUUGCCUUUGGUGAUCGGGACGCCGGAGGCAGAAUGUGCCUAUGUGAUAAUACUGAUGGCGGUCUACUGGUGUACAGAGGUCCUACCACUGGCUAUAACUGCUUUGUUCCCAGCCCUCCUUUUCCCCUUGUUUGGCAUCAUGCAGUCUAAAGACGUGUGCAUGCAGUACCUGAAGGACACAAACUUGUUGUUUGUGGGGGGACUGAUGGUCGCUGUGGCCGUGGAACACUGGAAUCUGCACAAACGCAUUGCCCUGAGGGUACUGCUGUUUGUUGGUGUGCGUCCAGCACUUUUGAUGUUGGGUUUCAUGGGUGUGACAGCCUUCUUGUCCAUGUGGAUAAGUAACACAGCCACCACAGCCAUGAUGGUGCCUAUUGUCCAAGCAGUGCUGGAACAGCUCAACAACAGUGAGACAGAGCUACCUCAGAUACUCAGCUCAGAGGAGCAGAUCCAGACAUCAGAGACAGACGGCAAACAGCCUCCACAGACAGAGAAACAGAGUGAAGGACAAGGGCCAGUGGUGGUGACUUUCUUGGAUACUGCAGUGGAGGCUACUAGGCAUAACGAGGCAGCAGAAAGGCUGAGAAUGUGUAAAGGGAUGACCCUAUGUGUCUGUUAUGCUGCCAGCAUUGGAGGAACUGCCACACUGACAGGGACUGGUCCCAAUCUGGUGCUCCAGGGCCAGAUGGGCCAACUCUUUCCUCAAAAUGGAGAUGUGAUUAACUUUGCCUCCUGGUUCGGCUUUGCCUUCCCUAACAUGAUCCUCAUGCUCACACUGGCCUGGCUUUGGCUGCAGUUUGUCUUUGUGGGAUUCAAUUUUAAGAAGACAUGGGGCUGUGGAGCAGUGAAGACAGAAAAGGAGAUUGCUGCCUAUAAUGUGAUCCGUGAGCAGCAUCGUUUGCUGGGGCCCAUGUCCUUUGGAGAAAUUAACGUCUUGGGUCUCUUCAUUCUGCUGGUGGUGUUGUGGUUCACAAGGGAUCCAGGCUUUGUGGAUGGCUGGGCGACAGAUAUCUUCAACUCCAAAGCAGAGUAUGUGACAGAUGCCACAGUGGCAGUCUUCAUUGCUGUCCUCCUCUUUGUUUUGCCCUCAACCCCCCCACGUUUCUGUUCAUGGAGGAGUCAAAGCUUUGACACAGCACCACAUCAAACUGUUAGCCCAAAUCCACGUCUACUCAACUGGAAGAUUGCCCAAAAGAAGUUACCAUGGGGCAUAGUGCUUCUCCUUGGAGGAGGUUUUGCCCUAGCCAAGGGUAGUGAAGUAUCAGGACUCUCGAAGUGGAUGGGAGAUCAAAUGGCUCCCCUGCAGAGCAUCCCUCCCUGGGCAAUUGCUAUCAUCUUAUGCCUGCUGAUUGCUACCUUCACUGAAUGUACCAGUAAUGUAGCCACUGCGACGCUCUUCCUGCCUGUCUUAGCCUCAAUGUCCCAGUCCAUUGGAAUGAAUCCAUUAUAUGUCAUGGUGCCUUGUACUCUGAGUGCAUCUUUUGCCUUCAUGCUGCCUGUUGCUACACCGCCAAAUGCCAUAGUCUUCUCUUACGGAUACCUCAAGGUUGCUGACAUGGCAAGUACAGGAAUUGUCAUGAACAUCAUUGGGAUCCUUUGUAUCACACUGGCCAUCAACAGCUGGGGUAAAGCCAUGUUUGACCUGGACUCCUUCCCCACCUGGGCCAACGUCACCGAGGUGUGA